AGUAAUAUGUAUCCACUGUAUUGUGUGUUUGCUUAUGAAUUUGUUCUAGAAAGUGGUUGGUUUGUUUUAAUUUUAAAUCAAGACAAAUGAUUCUUUAUCAUCUCAUACAUUUACCUCAAUCUUGUGUCUCAGGUGUGAUUAUUCCAGCUUAAACUUGAUUAUAUAUGGCUCCCCUAAUUCCAUGCACCACCACAAACAGCAUUUCACCUACUUCAGGUGUUGCCUUUACAAUAAACCGAAGGAGCAACUGCUACUUAUCCAGAUUCAACAUCACUAUAAAGCUUAACCGACAAACGUUACAAGCCCAAAAAUAUACACUACCUCUGUCGAAAUCUGUUGGAUUACAAACGUUUUCGCAAAUUCGGAUUGGUUCUGUUUUUUACGUACAUUCAGUGGGUGCUGCUACAGAUGCUGAAGGGACGAGUGGAGGAUCAUUUAAACGCUCAAGAUAUGUUAGAAAGAGUGAGAUGCCACCUGUGAAUAACGAAGAUCUUAUCCCUGGAGCAACUUUCACCGGGAAAGUAAGAUCGAUCCAACCAUUCGGUGCAUUUAUUGAUUUUGGGUCUUUCACCGAUGGGCUCGUUCAUGUUUCGAAUUUGAGUAAUGAGUUUGUGAAGGAUGUUGGUAGUAUAGUGAGUGUUGGACAAGAGGUGGUAGUCAGAUUAAUAGAAGCUAAUAUGGAAACACGGAGGAUAUCUUUAAGCAUGCGCAACGUGAUGACGUCAGCAAAUGAUGAAGAAGAUUUUGAUGAAAAUCUCAUACAGCAGGGUGUGGUGCAUACCGCCACUAACCCUUUUGUGCUAGCUUUUCGGACCAACAAAGUCAUCUCUGCAUUUUUAGAUGAACUGGAAAAGGAAAAACAGAAUGAACAUGACUUGUUAGUGGCGGAUAUUUCCGACAAGAUUGUAGCACAAGUUAAAGAGAAUGCAGUUGAUGAAAAAUUAGUAAAAGGUGAAGAACAAAGCAGACAUCACAGCUCUAUAUGAAACACAAAGUGGUAAUGACUUAUCGAUCUCGAGAUUCCUUGUCGGUUGAUGCAAAUGAUAAUCAUGAUUCUCGUAUUGGAGUUCUAUUUCUUUUUUAGGUACAAGUGCAGCAUGCAUCGGUUCAAGUUCUUAUAAAGAUGGCAAGGAAUCAAGAAAUCUCCCCAUGGAUGUGUAUAACGAGUAUAAGGGUGAUCUAGUUGGUGGAGCAAGAGAUCAUGUAAUCAUAUGACACGAGUUUAAUUCCCCUUACCAACGGCUAUCUAAUUCGAGUUUAUCACACAUGACUUAUGUCUGGUGUACAUGGUUGUUCAUCGCAAAUUUAAUCGAAGUACACAUAAUAAAAACUAUGUAGAAAUGGUUAGACCAUAAAAAAUGUUGUGCGUCAAACUGUAGGGUUUUCCACUGAUAUCGAUAUGAAUUUGUUUGAUUUUGAAAAAAUAUUUUUCAUUCCAAAUUCUGAAAAUGUGAUUACGAUUUUUGGAUGGGAAUUGGAAUAUGCAUGAGAUUCCGAUUUUCGAUCCGAUUUCAAUUUCCGAAAAUAAUU
This is a messenger RNA of Erythranthe guttata (spotted monkey flower), 1530 nucleotides long. RefSeq names its product polyprotein of EF-Ts, chloroplastic. Gene Ontology annotation, molecular function: structural constituent of ribosome; mRNA binding. Lineage: Eukaryota; Viridiplantae; Streptophyta; Magnoliopsida; Lamiales; Phrymaceae. Gene Ontology annotation, biological process: translation. The record is from RefSeq and is a predicted model, not a curated record.